UUUUCUAAACUUUGUACAUACAGGUAGGUAGCUUGUUGAUACUCCAGGUUUAACCCGAUUUCUUCAAGUUAACUUGUGACUAAUAUCGAGCGAUAUACAGCUCAAAAGACGCCGCAAUCGAGUUCUAGAACUAACCUAUCUCCUUGAGCUCCGGUAUUUUAAGAUUCUACCGCAGGAUCGUCCGCUGACGUCGACCGAGAGAUUUUGUUCAGUGACGUCUCUCACACCCCCAGGCAUACAAGGGAAAUCUUUGGCUAGGCUUGCGUAGAGUUCUCUUCAAAACGCUUGCAGUGUAUCAAGGAGAGAUCGAAGAUUGAAUUGGUGCUUUUGGUAUCAUGUCCAUCACCCCAACGAUACCCGAUACGCGGGUUCUCGCCGUGGCAAGCCAUGUUGUCUCUGGGUAUGUUGGUAACAAGAUUGCCGUCUUUGUGCUACAAUCUUUGGGAUGUGACGUCGCAGCUCUCAACACCGUACAGUUCAGCAACCAUACCGGCUAUAAGCAAUGGAAGGGAACGAGAGUUUCGGCACAGGAGAUCAUGGAUCUUUGGGAAGGACUAAAACAGUCGUACCUGGAUGAUUUUGACGUGAUGCUUUCUGGAUAUAUCCCAGGCGCUGAAGCCGUCGACACGGUCGGUAAGAUAGGCCGAGAACUUAAGGAAAAGUCAAUGCAAACACCUGGCAAGUUCUUCUGGGCUCUCGAUCCGGUUAUGGGUGACAAUGGAAAGAUAUACGUCUCUGAGGAAGUUGUGCCAGCAUACAAGAGGCUCAUCCAUGAUGCGGAUCUGAUUCUUCCAAACCAGUUCGAGGCCGAGCUACUUUCCGAAGUCAAAAUCCAUGACAUGGACAGUCUCCGAAAGGCUAUCCAAGUACUCCACGACAAGUACAAGAUUCCUCAUGUCGUCAUUACUUCAGUCAACCUUGAGGCGCCAGACCAUCCGCCUUCGCAUCUCUCUGUCGUUGGUUCAACUAUGACAACUACUGGCAAAGCUCGCUUUUUCAAGAUUGUCUUCCCAUCAAUCGAUUGUUAUUUCAGUGGCACAGGCGACAUGUUUGGCGCUCUUAUGGUAAUCCGCAUGCGUGAGGCUGUCUUCAACGCCGACGAGCAGGUGCGACAUAGCGCCAGCUGGCUUAGCGACGAUUCUGUAUCGGCUGCUGAACUACCCCUUGCACGCGCUGCAGAAAAGGUCCUGGGCAGUAUGCAUGAGGUUCUGUCUAAAACCUGCGAGGGCAUGAAGAGGGUGGUUGAACGAACAACGGGCGACAUGAAAGAUGAGGAUCGAAUUGACCAAACCAAGGCGCAUCUCGUAAAGAGCAAGGCGGCAGAGCUUCAACUUGUGAGGAAUCUGGACUGCUUACGCUCGCCCGCGACGCAAUACCAUGCGAAGGCAAUUUAGACCGGGG
Fusarium redolens is the source of this 1401-nucleotide messenger RNA. Its product is annotated as Ribokinase-like protein. Gene Ontology annotation, biological process: pyridoxal 5'-phosphate salvage. The record is from RefSeq and is a predicted model, not a curated record. Gene Ontology annotation, cellular component: cytosol. The transcript is spliced from 6 exons. Bases 336 to 1394 code for a protein of 352 amino acids. NCBI's taxonomy places the organism in Eukaryota, Fungi, Ascomycota, Sordariomycetes, Hypocreales, Nectriaceae. Gene Ontology annotation, molecular function: pyridoxal kinase activity.